Molecule: messenger RNA, 288 nt
Organism: Penicillium canariense
Lineage: Eukaryota; Fungi; Ascomycota; Eurotiomycetes; Eurotiales; Aspergillaceae
Exons: 3
Coding region: 1-288 (95 amino acids)
Source: RefSeq, a predicted model, not a curated record
AUGCCCACUGGGAAUGAUGAUAUUGACCCAGCCUGGCCGCCUGGCACUAUUCGAAUUGAGGGCGAGAGAGGAAUCCUGGCUGAGAUUGUGUUCUGCUUAGAACUGGCCACAUUGGAGGAAAUAUGUGAACUUCGGGUUCGCUUGAAUGCUGAACUGGGCUUCAGCUUCGCUUUGCUGAACGAUAGUUACGCUGCCGGGUGUGGCGCUGUGCAUCGGCGCUGUGAUUUUGUUCCCUUCGCUCUCAAGUUCGGACGACGACCAAUUUACAUUCUCAGCACAGCCGUGUAG